This is a messenger RNA of Penaeus indicus, 552 nucleotides long. Its product is annotated as sialin-like. The record is from RefSeq and is a predicted model, not a curated record. The transcript is spliced from 6 exons. Gene Ontology annotation, biological process: monoatomic anion transport; transmembrane transport. The coding region runs from base 55 to 552 and encodes 165 amino acids. Lineage: Eukaryota; Metazoa; Arthropoda; Malacostraca; Decapoda; Penaeidae. Gene Ontology annotation, cellular component: membrane. Gene Ontology annotation, molecular function: transmembrane transporter activity.
CCAGACUAUACAGAGCGGACUCCAGGAAUCACAGCGACGAAGUACAAAUAAAAUAUGGCUAGAAAUCUAAACAUUUGUAAGAUUUCCAUGAAACGGCUCCCUGCACGAAUGGCUUUGGCGGCAAUGGCGUGGCUCGGCUUCAUCAACCUGUAUAUGGUGAGGAUCAACCUCUCCGUCAUCAUCGUGGCAAUGGUGCGCCGCAAUACCACUGUCGAAAGGAGAGCUCCUUGCCUCUCCCUGGUCAACAAUACACUUGGUCUCGAGACAGAUGACAGUCCGCGCAUGACAGAAAACGAGGAAGGUGAGAUGAACUGGGACGAAACAAUUCAAGGUUUUGUGUUGGGCAGCUUCUUUUACGGUUACGCAGUGUCUCAGAUAAUUGGUGGUCGCGUGUCUGAAUUAUAUGGCACAAAAUGGGUUUUUGGAGGAUGCAUAUUUUCGGGAGGACUUUCUGCACUCUUAUCACCCGUUGCUGCACGUGCCCACUAUGGCGUCUUCAUUGCUCUCAGGAUCAUCCAGGGAAUAUGUCAGCAUUGUGGGGUCCUGCAGUAA